GGCGGGGGGGGAAUGGCGCGGUCGCCUCUUCAUUAACGUGUUUCCUUUACUUAAAAUGAUUUUUUUUCCACUUCGUGAAACUUUGGACAAUUGUUUUGUUUUCCCUUCGGUCUGCAGAUUCAAAAUUAAGAGAAGGCGCUAAAGCUGCGACUGUGGCCAAUUGUGUGGUUGGUGGCUGCGUUUGGAGCUUUGAAUUGAAAGGAUUUACGUGAAUGUGUGGUUUAGCAUUUGCGUUGUUUUCCUUCCCUUGUGAUUGUUUCUAAGAUUGGGAUUACUUUUUCUUUGCGAAGUGGGCGAGUUCGGAUUUAUGAUUGGAAGGAAUGUUUGUUCAUUGAGAACCUGCAAUGGUACAGAUUUCAUUGUGCUCACGCUUUAUUUUGUUAGCCUCAAGACCGUACUUUGUGGAAUCGAGUAAAUCAACAUAGACGGUCUCAUUCAGGAGUGUGAGUCACUAGCAGGAUUCUUAGUGGAUUGCUCGGCUUGUGAUCUGGGAUACCCAGAUGGUUCUGUGGUAUGCUAAGACCCUCUGCAAACAGACGUCUGACUUCCCUGUUCAGCCUUCUCUACAACUACUUCCCAAGAAUCCUCCCUCAUAUUUCAGUCUAAGAGGCUUCUUAGGCAACUUCUCACUCACACCAUUUUCUCCGAGGGAAUCUGGAAAAAUUGGAAGCAAAACAUCAUUUCUCUAAGAAAAUUUUGGAUAACAGAAGUUCCGGAUAACAGGGCAAACCAAUUCAAUCACCAUGAGUUGGAGCUUCCUGACUCGCCUGCUAGAGGAGAUCCACAACCAUUCCACAUUUGUGGGGAAGAUCUGGCUCACUGUAUUGAUUGUCUUCCGGAUUGUCCUUACAGCUGUAGGAGGGGAGUCCAUCUAUUAUGAUGAGCAAAGCAAAUUUGUAUGUAACACAGAGCAGCCAGGUUGCGAGAACGUCUGCUAUGAUGCCUUUGCACCCCUGUCCCAUGUGCGCUUCUGGGUAUUCCAGAUUAUCCUGGUGGCAACCCCCUCGGUGAUGUACCUGGGCUAUGCCAUUCAUAAGAUUGCCAAAAUGGAGCAUGGCGAAGCAGACAAGAAGACAGCUCGAAGCAAACCCUAUGCAAUGCGUUGGAAACAGCACCGGGCUCUGGAAGAAACAGAAGAGGACCAUGAAGAGGAUCCCAUGAUGUAUCCAGAAAUGGAAUUGGAGAGUGAAAAAGAAAAUAAGGAGCAGAACCAACCUAAACCCAAGCAUGAUGGCCGAAGGCGGAUCCGAGAGGAUGGGCUUAUGAAGAUCUACGUGCUGCAGUUGCUGGCAAGGACCAUUUUUGAGGUGGGUUUUCUGAUAGGGCAGUAUUUUCUGUACGGCUUCCAAGUCCAUCCAUUUUAUGUGUGCAGCAGACUUCCCUGCCCUCAUAAAAUAGACUGCUUUAUUUCUAGACCCACUGAAAAAACCAUCUUCCUUCUAAUAAUGUAUGGUGUUACAGGCCUUUGCCUACUGCUUAACAUUUGGGAAAUGCUUCAUUUAGGGUUUGGGACAAUUCGAGACUCGCUAAACAGUAAAAGGAGGGAACUGGAAGAUCCGGGUGCUUAUAAUUAUCCUUUCACUUGGAAUACACCAUCUGCUCCCCCUGGCUAUAACAUUGCCGUCAAACCAGAUCAAAUCCAGUACACCGAAUUGUCCAACGCUAAGAUUGCCUACAAGCAAAACAAGGCCAACAUCGCCCAGGAACAGCAGUAUGGCAGCCAUGAGGAGAACCUCCCAGCUGACCUGGAGACUCUGCAGCGAGAGAUCAGAAUGGCUCAGGAACGCCUGGAUCUAGCAAUCCAGGCCUACAGUCACCAAAACAACCCCCAUGGACCCCGGGAAAAAAAAGCCAAAGUGGGGUCCAAAGCUGGGUCCAGCAAGAGCAGUGCUAGUAGUAAAUCAGGGGAUGGGAAGACCUCCGUCUGGAUUUAAUCUUGGCUUAAAACUUGUGCUUUUCAUAGUUUAUGGUAAGCAGCGGCUCACUGAAUAAUGACUUCCAUUGAGUAAACAUUUGGCUCUGGUUAUCUUCAGGGAUGCUGUUGGCUCAUGGUCCAAGCUCAGGCGACUCUGAAAGCGGGGCUGGGACAAGGGGGAGAAAAGGGGAAAACACAGUGUUCCUGGGCACAUAUUCCAGCAAUAAUACAGUUAUGGAACUUUACAUUUGUGUCUUCCAGAUCUGGAAAAGAACAGAUAUAUUUAAAUCAUUCUUGUUGAAAAGUUUUUGUAUGUACAGUAUUAUGGUACAUUUUUUUAGUACGAGAAUUUUUUUUGUAUUUGUAUAUUGGACCACUGUAGUUAUACUUUUAUAUUAAAGGGGAAAAAAAUCCUUAAGGUAAUGCUAUUACUUUUGUUCAGCAAAUGCCACCCUGGGUUUAAAGUUUUAAUAGAUGCCACACCUCAUAAAAGUGCCCCUUGUGUUGCCGGGAAGAUUUCAGAUACCUAAGGAGCCAGGGGAGGAAGCAUCAAUUUUCAGUCUUGGACAGAAAGUCCUCAAUAGGGGGAGGUUGAGGUUUUUUCUCCUUUACUUAAGAAAUCCUUGAAUCUCAUUCAUGUACCCAGACUUAUAUCCAAUCUUUGAAAACCUAUUUGUAUUUUCAAAGGAUAUAAAUGAUUCACUGCAGGAUUCCUGUGAUUAUCAAGCAUUACCAGUAUAUGCCUUGAUGGUGUGUAUAUAGUUUAAGUUCUUUCAAAAGGCUGAUAUACAGAGGUGCCCCCAGUCUGGUGGCAGUGCGGGGACCCUGACCAGAGUUGUGACGAAGAUUCCUCUAUUGCACAUUAGAGCCACGCCUGGAAAACGAGCCCCACUACACCAGUGAGUUGUGAACCUUAAAUCUCUACCCGGAAACCUGCCUCUCCCAGCAAUGGAUAUUUUCUUUACAUGUUAACAUUAGAAAUACAAAAAUUCAGGGCACCUGGGUGGCUCAGUC
This is a messenger RNA of Leptonychotes weddellii (Weddell seal), 2929 nucleotides long. The record is from RefSeq and is a predicted model, not a curated record. Lineage: Eukaryota; Metazoa; Chordata; Mammalia; Carnivora; Phocidae.